AUGUUGGAGAACUCCAAAGAAUAUGAUCCAUUUUAAAUUCCAGCUGACAUUAACAUUUCAAUUAAACAUAAAGUAAAUAUAUACUAUCAUUUAAAUAGAAAGCUACUUAAUGUGGAACACCAAUAGAGAAAUCUGAGUUAUGUCCUUGUUGUGGAAGAGAAGUUGAACAAGAAUAAAAAGAAAUUGGAAUCUCGCCUAUUGAUUUAAAUUAUCUUGGAUAAGGAAUCCCUUUGUUUUUUUUAUUUCUUAAAUAGAUGGUUGUUAUUGUAUUGAUAAUUUUAAUUGUUAUGGGAAUUUAUUCAAUGAUUACUAAUAGUAUAACUGAUAAUUGUUUAGAUGAGAAAAGUGAACUUCUAUCACUCUAUUAAAAUGGAUUUUGUGAUGCAAAUUGUCCACUUCCUUUAAAUUUUGACUUUUUAAAAAUUAAAGCAAUUCUUAAAACAGAUGAUUGUUCAAUUAUUUGCAAUUAAUAUUCAAAUGUAUGUACAACCAUCUCAUCAACUAAAAUAGCUUUAUCUAACAAAUAAUUAGAUAUAAAUUACAAAGAAGUUUAAGCAAUACUUGUUUUAUGUUCUAUUAUAUUAUUUAAAAUUUUAUCAGUUUUAUUUAGAAGACAUUCAAAAUUAACUUAAGAUGAAUGUGAUAGAGGUUUAUUAUCAGCAUCAGAUUUUACAGCAAUGUUAACUAAAUUACCUAAAAAUUAAUAUACUGAAUAAGAACUUAGAGAAAGUCUUACUAAUUAUUGCAAAUAAAUUUCAUAAAUAAUACCUGAAUAAUAAUAAUUUGAAAUAGUUAAAAUAACAAUUGCUUUUGAUAUUUUUGAUUAUAUUAAUAUAAUUAGAACUAAAACUGAAAUGGAGAAAAAAUAUUAAAUUAAUGAAUCAUAUAAAAAAAUCAAUAAUGAAUAUCCAUAAAAUGUAACAGUAGAUACUUAAAAAUAAUUAAAGCAAGAUAUAGAUAAAAAUGAAGAAGAAUUAACAAAAAUAGACAAUGAUAUUCAAAAAAAAUAAUUCACUUAAACAACAUAAGUGGCAUUUGUAACCUUUUAAACUAAAAAACGUAUUGAACAUAAAUAUUAGCUUAGAAUUAGAAACAAUUAUUGAAUAUACUAAAUUAACAUAAUGGGAAUUAGUUUGGACGGCAAUACUGAAGAUUUUUGGGAAAACCCUUGACAAAGGCUUCUAUUUUAAAUAUAACUUAAUUCAAAUAACAAGAGCUCCUGAACCAGAUGAUGUAUUUUGGGAAAAUUGUGGAUAUAAUUUAAAGUACAAAAUAAAGUAAAGAAUAAUAAGUUGGAUUAUUACUUCAGUAUUAUUAAUCUCUUCAUUUUUUAUAUUAUUUGGAUUAGAUUAUGUUUAAAAUAAUUAUCUGAAAGAAUAAAACAUUAAUUAUGUGUUAUUAACAAUAAUAUCUUUAAUUAUUUCAUUUAUAAUUUCAAUAAUAAAUGCAAUGAUAUAUUACAGUAUAACAAUUUUAGCUCAAAAAGAGAAACAUUAUACUAAAACUCAUUAUGAUGUGUCAGUGGCUACAAAAUUAAUUUAUGUUUAAUUUAUAAAUUCUGGAUUGUUGAUAAUGGCAACAAAUAUAUUAGUAUAGGGAUUGGCAAAUAGUAAUGAAAUAGAUAAAGAUAUUGAAUUAUAAAGUUUAGCAUUUAGUAGACCAGGAGGAGUAGCAUAAGAUGCUUUUAUAAUUACAUUAAUAAAUGCAUUAAUAACUCCAUUAAUAUCAUAUUUUGAUAUAUUUUAUUUAAGAAAAUUGAUACAAUAAAAACAAUUAAAAUAAAAUGCAACAAAUAAUAUAACAUAAACAGAAGCUAAUACAAUUUUUGAAGGACCAUAAGUGUUACUAUAUGAUAAUUAUGCUUAUGUAUGUAAAACAGUUUGGAUUACAUUGUUUUUUGCUCCUUUAGUACCUGUUAGUUUAUUAUUUUGUGUUGUAGGUUUAUUUUUUUAUUAUUGGAUUCAGAAAUAUUUACUUUUAAGAAGGAAAUGUAGACCUCCACUUUAAAGUAGUUAUUUGAAUAGUGAAAUGUGUAAUAUAAUUAAUUUUAGUCCUAUAUUAUUGGCUGCAGGAUAAUUAUGGGUAGAUUUUGUAUUUGAAUCAAAUUCAACUACUAAAAUUAUUAAUUUCAUUUCAAUUGGUAUAUCUGGAUUAGAAUUCUUUUUACCAUUUGAAAAGAUAGCUAAAAGAUUUUUAUCUUGGCCAGAUGAUUUAAAUGAAUUAAAUAAAUACUCUGAAAAAUGGCUUGAAUUACCAAUAGAUUAUGAUAGAAUAAAUCCAAUAACUAGACAAUAAGCAACUUAAAAUUAUGUAAAAUUUAAAUAAUCAGUCGAUAAUAAAGGCAAUAAUCAAAAUAUUCAAUAAAAUGAUCAAACAUUAUAAGCUUUAAGAUAAUAUGCAUAAGAAGGAGGAGAAUAUAAAUUCAAAUCACAUUUUGUUCAUAAAUUAAAAGCCAUAGCCAAUUUAUAAAGUAAUAAAUAGACUAACAAUGUAAAUACCAAUUAAAUUGAAAUGAUACCAUAAUCCAAUUAAUAAUAAUAGAAAGAAGAUCAAACCAAAUUGUUAUUAGGGUAACAAUAAUAUAUUUCAUAAAUUGAAAGAAUAUAAUAAUAAAUAUAGCAAACUAAUAAUGUUAAUUUGAAUCAAAAUAAUUACAAUGGAUAUCCAUCUACAUCAUAAAAUUAUUAAUAUGAUUAUAACAAUCAAUAACAAGCUCCUCAUCAUUAAAAUAUGUAAUAACAAUAUUAUCAACCUUAUUAACCUCAAUAAUAAUAUAAUUAGUUUCCAAACUCUUAAUAACCAUACUAUAAUUAAGUUUAAUAAAAUUACAACGUCAACUCUGGUUAAUAACCUUAUCAAUAAUAUCCAAAUAGUUAGUAUCAUUAUUGA
Messenger RNA from Paramecium sonneborni, 2889 nucleotides. The record is from the annotation of a GenBank genome assembly. Lineage: Eukaryota; Ciliophora; Oligohymenophorea; Peniculida; Parameciidae.